Artibeus jamaicensis (Jamaican fruit-eating bat) is the source of this 2779-nucleotide messenger RNA. It is a transcript of the gene NECAB3, whose product is annotated as N-terminal EF-hand calcium binding protein 3. Lineage: Eukaryota; Metazoa; Chordata; Mammalia; Chiroptera; Phyllostomidae. Gene Ontology annotation, cellular component: Golgi cis cisterna; endoplasmic reticulum; cytoplasm. The coding region runs from base 123 to 1358 and encodes 411 amino acids. Gene Ontology annotation, biological process: regulation of amyloid precursor protein biosynthetic process. The transcript is spliced from 13 exons. The record is from RefSeq and is a predicted model, not a curated record. Gene Ontology annotation, molecular function: calcium ion binding.
GGUUUGCGCCGGCGCCGAUAGGUGGGUGCCCCUCCCAAUUUCCUCAGUCCCCGGCUGCGGCGAGGCAGUGUAUUUAGAUCCCGGGAUCUUCAGCACGGCUGGACCCCAGCGGUGGUGGCGCCAUGGCGUGCGCGGGACUACUCACUGUGUGUUUGAUCCAGCAGCCCGCGCCUCAGUCCCCGAGGCUCCCCACGCCAGCCACGGGUUCUGCGGGGCACGCGCUGUUCCAGGAUGUUUUUCGAAGAGCAGACAAGAAUGAUGAUGGUAAGCUCUCAUUUGAGGAAUUCCAGAAUUACUUUGCCGAUGGGGUCCUCAGCCCUGGGGAGCUGCGAGAGCUGUUUGGCGGCAUUGAUGGGCAUUCUACCGACAAUUUGGAAACGGAGAAGCUGUGUGACUACUUCUCAGAACACCUGGGCGUCUACCGGCCUGUGCUGGCUGCGCUGGAGUCCCUGAACCGUGCAGUGCUCACUGCCAUGGACACCACCAAACUGGAGUACGAGCAGGCCUCCAAGGUGGACCAGUUUGUGACCCGCUUCCUACUGCGGGAGACGGUGAGCCAGCUGCAGGCCCUGCAGAGCUCUCUGGAGGGGGCAUCAGACACCCUGGAGGCCCAGGCCCAGGCCCAGGCCCAGGGGCCACGGUCAGAUGGAGAGAGAGCGGAGGUGCAGAGCAGGCCCCGCGGCAGCCGGCGGGCAGGGCGCAGGGGCUCGCGGAGCAUCACUCGGUCACCCACGUGGUCUCCUGGCUCCUCUGACACAGGGCGGAGUUCGGAGGCUGAGAUGCAGUGGCGGCUCCAGGUCAACCGUCUCCAGGAGCUCAUUGACCAGCUGGAGUGCAAGUCCCCGAGGCUGGAACCCCUACGUGAAGAGGAGCUUACCAGGGGGCUUGACUCGCAUAUCCUCGUGGCCCAGAGGCAGGUGCAGGUGGCAGAAGAAGCCCUGCAGGACUUCCACCGAGCCCUGAGCUGCUACGUGGACUUCACGGAGUCCCAGAGCCAUUGCCUGCAUGUUUCUGCCCAGAAGAUGCUCGACAGUGCCUCCUUCACCCUGUACGAGUUCUGGCAGGACGAGGCCUCCUGGAGAAGGCACCAGCAGUCUGCCUGCAGUAAGGCCUUCCACCGAAUCCUCAUUGACCACCUUCGGGCUCCGGACACCCUCACCACUGUGUUCUUCCCAGGAGCUUCUGGACCGGUCGAUUCGGCACCAAGACCAAGGUUGCUGCUGCUCCUGACCUGGGCCUGGAUCUCAGAGGCCUCCCAGAGCAGCCGUUGGAGAGUCUCUCAGCCCAGGGAUCAGGGACCGGGCUGCCUGCUUUCUGUUUCUUUAUCAGUGUAUUUUAUUUGUAGCUUUGGUUUCUGAUGCGUUCUGGCUUCUGCUUGGCUGGGAGGCCUGGAUUCUGGCCCCCUUUGCCUGUCUCGCUCUACGACCCAGGACAGAUCCCUUCCACCUCUGGAUGGGCCUCAGACUGUCUGGCUGCCUAGUGGGCACCCUGCUUUCUUCCUGCUGUCUUGGGGCCGAGCUUCUGUUCUUCCUCAACCAGCAGCAGAACCAGGACUGAUGCUCAGGGACCCCCAACCCUGCCCUGAACCUCAACCCCUCUGGGUGGGCUGGAUCUAUCUGCAGUGUGGGGUAAGGACCUGGGUGUCCCCAUCGCCUCCCUGGGCUGGCAGGCCUCUGACUCUUCCAGCACCCUCCACUGCACCAGAGACAACCAGAAGACCCAGGGUUGGUUGCAUGUCAUUUGCAUAUCAUUUGCAUGUUCAUGCCCACCCAUACUCAGCACACAGUGUGAAGCCCCAAGGUGACCUUGCCAAGUAGCAAUAAUUUGGGUCGAGUCACCUGCUGUCCCCAGAUACCUCUGAACCCAGCCCACGCCUCCCACAGAGAGACAAAGGCAGUGGUCACCUCUGGGUCUUGUCCUGUCUCUCUCUUGGCAAGCAGGCCAGGUGGUGGGGCUGGUUUUCAUCUCAGACCACAGCUCAGGGCAGGAAGCCUUUCUUCAGAAAUCAGUCCGUUCAUCUCAAGCCCCCUGCCUGCAGGUGGUGGGAACUUCAUCACCACUGACCCUGUUUUCCUCAAUUCAGGGCCCUCUCACCCCCACAAGCCCUGGUUCUGGGAGUGAAUGGGGUCUGUGCUUUCAGCACCUCUCAGCUGACUGGGGGUUCUAGCUGCAGGCCCCACCUCGCUGAAAGGGUGUACAGGGGAGCUGGGGACUAAGCCCAGAGCCUUCUCAGGGCCCCGGGGAGUGUGGUGGGGCUCUGUGAAACCUGGCUCCAGGGAAGUGCUGCCAGCACCGAGCCCACUCAGCUCCGUGUGGGCGUGAGGGGGUUUCAGCAUCUGACCUUGUUAAAGAAGCCCACCCAGGAGAAAUAACUGUCUUUCUGCUCCGUAUUCUAAUUCCUUUGUUUUCUCUACGAACGCAGCCACAGCCAACCCUCACAGCUAAAAACUCCCCACUGCCAUCUCUGGACAAAGAUGCCAAAAUCCUCAAGCUGACGUCUCUGCAGUGGCUCCUUCGAUUUUGCUGCCUCGCUCUGCUGUGGAGCCUUCAAAGUUUAAAACCUUUAAAAAAACAGGGAGAGGAUAACAGGAGGUGGCGCUCAGGCCACCUUUGCUUGCAGCCUGGUGCCUACCAGGCCGUGACUCCUAGGUUGGAAUGUUGCUGUGAUACACCGCAGUUGUGGGUUUGAUCCCUGGUCAGGGCCCAUACAAGUAUCAACCUAUUAAUGUAUACAUAAGUGGAACCACAAAUUGGUCUCUCUAAAAAAAAAAAUCAAUAA